AUGAAGACAAGGUGCAUGCAAGCGAGCUCGAAUGUGAAGAGCCAGACGCAAUGUCAGAGGUUUUGGAUGUUGACUACUGGGAACCAUACGAAGAAACACACCUCCCCCCCAGCAGUGCACACCUUAGGUUCUGUUCCGAUGAUUGAGGGUCUUCUUUUGAGUUGGCCUAAUACCCUCCGUUCAAAACAGGAGCCAUUCUCGCUAGCGAACCCACAGCAGCCUGGGAACUUGACUGUUAUUAAGCUCCGGCUGGUAGACCCUCAUUAUCGAAUUUGUUCAACGCGGAAUGUGCAGCAUGAGUGGUGGGCUGCCGAGGCUCGACAUGCAUCGAACUUAGACGCCCGUUUGCCUCCGGAACUGGUCCAUCUUGUGAUGGAGCAGACAAACUGGUGGCCGAUGUCUACUGCGGAGGCACGGCGUCUGCGCGAAGACUUUCGACGUGAUCACCAACACGCACAAGAAGCGGCCGAGAAAAGCGAGGGGUACCACCUUAGUGCGAUACUUCCUUACGAUUCAACUGAUGCUACUGAGUCAACUGGUGUUGAUGCACAGUCUCCUUAA
This is a messenger RNA of Penicillium crustosum, 561 nucleotides long. RefSeq lists its product as uncharacterized. Lineage: Eukaryota; Fungi; Ascomycota; Eurotiomycetes; Eurotiales; Aspergillaceae. The coding region runs from base 1 to 561 and encodes 186 amino acids. The record is from RefSeq and is a predicted model, not a curated record. The transcript has a single exon.